Messenger RNA from Erinaceus europaeus (western European hedgehog), 1728 nucleotides. It is a transcript of the gene LUZP2, whose product is annotated as leucine zipper protein 2. NCBI's taxonomy places the organism in Eukaryota, Metazoa, Chordata, Mammalia, Eulipotyphla, Erinaceidae. The coding region runs from base 285 to 1316 and encodes 343 amino acids. The transcript is spliced from 12 exons. The record is from RefSeq and is a predicted model, not a curated record.
CACCCGGAAGACACUCCCCUCCGCCUGCCCGGCCGCCGCUCGGUCCCUUCCUUCCUCCGCGGUGGACAGGACCCUCGGCUGAGGAGCCAGGAGCCAGCCAGCACCGGGCGCACCUGCACCCCAGGGACCCCGCAGCCCCGGAGCCUGAGGAGCCCGGGAGCGCCCGCAGCACCUGCACCCGAGGAGCCCGGGAGCCCGGGAGCCCCAAGGAGCCCAGGGCGCACCCGGAGCUGGGGAGCACCUGCACCCCAGGGUGCGAGGCCGCCCAGGGACCCGGCGACAGCAUGGAGCUCAGCCCGCUGCUCUGCUUGCUGCCCCUGCUGCCCGCGCUGGCCCUCGGCACCAGACAGGACUAUGAAGAUCUAGAAAAGCAGCUGAAAGAAGUCUUUAAGGAGAGAAGCACCAUUCUCCAUCAGCUGACAAAGACUUCAAGAGAACUUGAUGGGAUUAAAGUCAAUCUUCAGUCUUUGAAAAAUGAAGAGAAGUCAGCAAAAAUUGAUGUUCAGAAACUUCUGGAAAUAAGUGAGCAGCAAAGAGAACAAAUGAAGUCUCUCCAGGUGGCCCUGCACAAUCAACUUAAAGAGACAGCCGAGAAAGUAGAAAAACAACAGGCAACAAUUAAUUUUUUAAAGACUGAAUUGGAAAGGAAAACCAAGAUGAUCCGAGAUCUGCAGAAUGAGAAUAAAAGCCUGAAAAACAAACUCUUGUCAGGAAACAAGUUGUGCGGCCUCCAUGCUGAAGAGUCAAGAAGAAUUCAGGCACAGCUGAAGGAACUUCGUUAUGGGAAAAAAGAUUUACUACUUAAGGCCCAACAGCUUACGGAGUUGGAACAGAAAUUAGCUGUGGCCAGAAAUGAGCUGGAGAAAGCAGCGCUUGACAAGGACUCACAGAUGAAAGCAAUGAAAGAGACCGUUAAACUCUGCCUGUCGACAGUUUUUCAAAACCAGCCUCCUCCUCUUAGUCUGGCCAAGUCAAGUUCAACUCAGAUGCCCAGGCUGCUGCAGACAGUGGAUACUUUGACUCCAAGCUCAAGGAAAAGCUACCAGAUUCACCAGAACACUCCUGAUGUCAACGUGAACAUCCACAUUGAGACAGCCCACGGAGUCAGUCAGGCCACCACUGUGUGUGGUUCUCCAGAGGACAAAAACUGUGCAAUAAAGCAAGAAAACACCUCUAGCAAGGACAACACAAAAGCAAAAGCAACUGCACAGAAAUUACAAGUAUCUCCUUGUGCUGACUGUGAAGUAACAACAAAUCAAGAAAAACAAUUGACCAGCUUUGAAGGGAGGGUAACUAGAGAAGAGAAAAUAUUGUAAAAACCAAGAAACUGUGUAAAAAAAAAAAAAAACCCAUCCAUUUGCUGUUGUCUUCAUAUACUUUUUAGGCCACAAGCUUAAUGGAAAUACUAAGUUUUUAAAGCAUGCGACUUUUUCCACACUUUUAUGUAACUUUUUUAAUUAGUCAACUAAUUUUUUCCAAGAUUCCAGGCCAACUAUGAUCCUUAAGCAAUAACCUAAUUAAAACAAAUAUUCACAGUCCUAAACUGUUAAUGAGUAAACUUCCCAGUAAAAAAAAAUGGUCUAUUUCUAAUUCAAAGGUAAUAUAAUGUUUAAUCCUUCUUGUUUAUUUGCUACACAUACUUCUUUGAUCUAGCUUUAUAAAUCAGCUGUUCUUAGACACUCAGAAUUACUUGAACCCAAAUUGUAACAUUAAAGCUUUUGAUCCAUG